UACAUGGUUGUUUACCUGACAACAAGAUUUAUGUUGGGAUUUGCGGACAAUCAAGGCUUUUAAUUUACUUUCUUCAUGUAGUUUACUCUCGAUAUUUUCGAAAAUAACAACAACUAAAGUUUAUAAACAUGACUACUGUUAUGCAUGGCCGGCGUAGGGGUACUACAAGAGCUACCCCUACACAACUUGAGCCUCCAGCACCAAGUAUGCACCUGCCAGAUGGUACAGAUUUACGUCAGGUGACAGUUUUAAGUAAAGCUGAUUGGUCAAGAAUUCACGAUGAAUUAAACAGACGGAAUAUCGAGGAGGAAAGGGUACAAAGAAUAAAGGCAGAAAAAGAAGCUCAAAGACAAAAAUCAAAAGAAAUUGUAAAAAAUUGGGGAAACACAAUAGCUGGUCAGAGACAAAAGAAAUUACAAGCAAGAAGGAUACGUGAGCAGAAAGAAGAAGAGGAGAGAGUGUUGAUUGAUAUUGAAGAAGCUAAAUAUCAGGCUGCACAACGUAAAGAAGCAAUAGAUAAAGCUAAAACACAACAAUAUUACCAAACAGACAGAGUUAAAAACUUCCAUGGAGCUUUGUUACUUACUGAAGUAUUAAAAGAGAGAGAAGCCCAAUUAGAUCUGAAAAAAAUGAAAGACAGGGCUAAUGAUGGAAAGGAUAAAGAAUGGUUGGAAAGGGUACGAAGAGAAUAUGAAGAGGGUAUACAGCGAGAACAAGCGAAGGCACAGGUGCGACUUAAUGCAGCAGCAGAAACCUGUGAUUUCCAGAAAUUACAAGUGGCAGAACAUAUGAGGAUGAAUGAGUUACAGAAGGCUGAAGAUAUAGUGGAGGGUGAAGAAUUGAAGAAACUAGGAAUACAAUUCCAGGAAGAGAAAGAACAAUUAGAAAAAAUCCAGCGUCAAGAUAGACAACAAUUAAUGUUUGAUAACGUUCAACAAAUUGAGGAUACAAAGAUGCUCAGUAGUUUACAGGCUAGACAGGAAGAGGAAGAGGAUGAUGAAUGUAGAAUGUUUGCUGCUGCUAAACGUAAAAUGAUGAAAAUGCGGGCAGAAAAAGAAAACCAAAUACAUCAUGAAAAACAGCGUCAUUUGGAACAGAUUCGAGAUAAACUUCGAGCUCAGAUGAAAGAUAAAGUUGAUAAUGAGGAUGAAAGAAUUUUACGAGCUGAACAAGAAAUAGAAGAAAAGAAACUUAAAGAAGACCAAGCACGAGCUGAAAAAGUAAAAAAAAUGAUUCAGGAAUCAACAGAUCACAGACAUGAAUCUACAUUGAAGAAGGAACAGGAAAGAAAAGCUAAAAAAAGAGAGGAACUUGAAUUGAUUCAAUUACGCAAAGCAGCAGAUGAAAUAUUCAAAAAAAAUGAAUAUGAAAAAAGUUUACUGAGGAAAGCUGAGGAUGAGAAAUUAAAAGCUUACCACACAAAACAAGUGGAACAAAACAAGACAGUUGAAGAAUUAUUACGUCAGGAACAACUGGCACUAGAUAAAGCCAACGUAGAACUUCUUGGAUUGGAGGAGAAACAAUUUCAAGAAUAUGCUCAAGCAGUCAUAAAACAUUGUAAAGAAGGUGGUAGAAAUGUUUAUCCCCUGAAAAAGGCGGCACAGGAGGGUGCUGGUGGGGGAUGUGGUCCAAUUUUCGCUGGUAAAGGAGGAAUUCGACCAAGCUAUAUGGCUGCGGAUCGAUCGGGAAAUCAGUUACCCAACUUUCAGGGAGCUACUACUGAUGAGGUCAAACUAACAAUAGAAGGAAAGGGAACAACGAAGAAAAGAAUUGGUUUUGUGUGGUAAAUCCCCCAAUAGUAUCUUAUACAAACACAGUUUUAAAUGUUAAAAACCUGAUUUUUUGGGUUUCCCAGUGUUUAAAUUUUAAAAACGUCAAUCUUAAACCAUCAAAACAUUAGUUUUUAGAGAAGGCAUAAAUAUUUUAACUAGACAAUAUAUCCUCCUGUGUCUUGGAAUCGUGCAGUAAUUUAUCAUCAGAAUCAACCGCCUUCAAUUUUGGUACCGUUUCCAUAUUUUGAAAAGUAAGACCUGACAUCAGAAAGAUUAUAUAACACAUGUAUUUUAUUUAUUGAAAUCAGGGAUUUUCUUCUUGUGAUGAAUUUGGGUUUUUUAUGGUCAGGAUAGGAUUUAAUUUUUUCUUAAUUUUGUAAAAUAUUUCGACAUUUUUAAAACAAACCCAACUAAAUUUAAAUAUAUUGCUAUAUGAAUAUCUGUGAUAAUUGUAACACUAUUAAUUGUAAAUAGUAUAUUUAUGGGUGUGUUAUAUAGGAUUGUUAUUACAUGUGACCGUUUAUCACUGGAUUGGAUAAAUUAUAGUUUAAAAUAUCAAGACAUUAUCUGUAUAUAGUAAUUAAUUAAAUAUUAGAAGAAAACUUCUGGAAUUAACAAAGCAAUAUAGAAUAGAAUAUUUUGAGUAUGUGUAACUUUAUUUUAUUGUCAUACAGUUUGUUUCCCCCUCGCAUGUACUGUGUAAAACUCACCUUAUCAGCAUUAAAAUAGCCCAACAGUUAGUUAUCUGAUCAUGGAAUAAAACAUCAAUAUUUACAGUAAA
Patella vulgata (common limpet) is the source of this 2553-nucleotide messenger RNA. Its product is annotated as cilia- and flagella- associated protein 210. The transcript is spliced from 9 exons. Bases 129 to 1787 code for a protein of 552 amino acids. The record is from RefSeq and is a predicted model, not a curated record. NCBI's taxonomy places the organism in Eukaryota, Metazoa, Mollusca, Gastropoda, Patellidae.